AGUGACUGACCUGUCCUAACAGACCAGUAAGAAAUAUCCACCCGCCGCCAUCUCAGACAAGUGUACAGACAGCAACCCGUUCUCACGGAAUAGAGCAUAGCCACCCAUCAGGCUUCACAGACAGUUUGAACAGACAUCCAUCAUUACCAGAUUCAUACUUCCGGGCAUUGCAUAAACAUUACUUAAUUGGCUAUAGGUGGACGAACGACCUGAAGAAAUAUGUUAUACACAUUUUAAAUGUGUACGUACUCGCGUAAAUCACAACUGACCUACUUCUCCCUGUCGCACCUUUCUCUGCUUUACCAGACCGUGUAAUGGACAUAUUACAUAAAACAAGGAAUCGAAGGGGAUUUAUACUAAUAUACACGGAGGUUAUUAAUUAAUAUACCACAUCAACGAUGAGUGAGAUAAGGUCACCUUUAAUGUCGAGGAUUUAUUGGUAUAGGUUCAAUCGUCGAAGACCUGUGUGUUCCAUUUGUCCUAAUGUGUGUAAAUCGGAUUAUGUUGACAGGAAAUGAACAGCGUGGUAUAUAACAUGGGUAAGAAGAUCUGGAGAUGCAGCAUAGUCUCUCUAUGUUUGGGAAUCUUCACCAUAAUUUCUGGAAUCGCCAUGAUCCCGCUAUUGCGAAUAUACAUUAACAGCAUGAUAGCAAAGGAAGUUACAUUGGAGGAUGGAACCUUUGUCUACAAAGCAUGGACGGAACCGCCUUUUCCGAUAUAUUUCGAAUUUUUUUUCUUCGACGUACUUAAUCCGGAGGAAGUAACUAAAAUGAACAAGAAAAUGGCAGUCAGACAACGGGGUCCAUAUACAUACAGACUGAUAUCAACAAAAACUAAUGUCACAUUCAACGCAAAUGGUACAGUGUCCUAUCGUGAGCCUGAUACAUACGUGUUUGACAGAUCGAGGUCAGUGGGACCAGAGUCAGACACAUUUUUAACGCUCAACGUAAUUUUACUGACAAUGUUCAAUACACUCCGAUAUGAGUAUGAAUUCGUCAAACUCAUGACGGAGUUGUUGGCGGACUCCGUAGAUGACAACCAACUUUUCAUUCGUCUUUCUGUCCAUGAUAUCCUUUGGGGUUACCAAGACACUAUCCUCCAUAAAGUCAAGGAAGAGUUACAAGUGCUAGACAUUCCGUUUGAUGACCACUUCGGAUUUUUUUACAAGUUAAAUAACUCGGACGAUGGCAUUUGGACCAUAGAAUCCGGGAAAAGAAAUGUAGCAAAUAAUUUUGACAUUCGUUUUUGGAACGGCAAAGAUAUGUUAGACUACUGGAGUACAGAGGAGAGUAACAUGAUCAACGGAACUGACGGUAACCUUUUCCAUCCGUUCGUUAAAAAAACAGAUCAUCCACCAUUCUUUUUUUCGCAGCUUUGCAGGUCAAUGACGAUGGAUUACGAGAGAGACACAAUGGUGCAUGGGAUAGAUACAUACCGAUUCACACACCCUCGUGAUAUAUUCGACAACCCUGAUCAGAACCCUGCCAAUGAAGGAUUCUGUACUCCAAUGAACAACUGCCCACCCAGUGGGCUGUACAAUAUCAGCGUCUGUAGGAAAGGGUCGCCAUUCUCUGUUUCCAUGCCACAUUUCCUGUAUGCAGAUGAAAGUGUGAUAAACGGCGUGCAAGGAAUCAGACCUGAUGCAGCCCUCCAUGAAUCAUACAUAGAUGUAAUGCACGAUAUUGGAUGCGUGUUGAAAACAGAGAGAAAAUAUCAAAUAAAUAUGCUGGUCAGAAACAAUCCAGAUUUUACAAUUGUCAAGGAUAUAAAGGACGUUUACUUUCCGAUAUUUUGGUUUAAUGAGAGUACUGUUGUAACGGACGACUGGGCGAAAUUCAUCAAAUCGUCAUAUCUUCUACCUGUUGGCAUCGCCUCCGACAUACCAUACAUAUCUAUAGGAGUCGGGACACUAGUCACUUUUAUCAGCUCUGUCGCCAUUCAUAGACAACGACGGAAGUCAACGGUCAAGAUUCACGAGGACCAAACAGUUGACCCGUCUGAAAACACAUCGCUAUUAGUAAAUGAGUGACUUUAUGCUACGUGAAGGAUAUAAGACGCAUUGAAUUUUCCUCACAAUCGCCAGUGUGUAUGCCACUGUGACGCAUCAUCCUUGACUUAAUUCGCGUGUUCAACCAUUGUGACGCAUCGUCAUUGAUUUCGUAUGUUCAACCGUAGUGACGCGUUACGUUAUGUGUUCGGACAGUAUUGACAUUGCUUUACUUAAUGUGUUUUUGCAGUAUCAACAUCGCAUUACUCGAUGUGUUCUGAAAAAGUGCCAUAUUAACGUAGCCUUAUUCUGUGUGCCCCGCUAAAUUGACUAUCAACAUAGCCUAACUGCAAGUACUCAACCACAGUGACGCAUCAUUAAAGCCUUAUUUCGUUAGUUUUGCCAUAAUGAAAUAUCACCAUCACAAUUGUGUGGUCUGACAGUGACGUAUUGCUAUCGUAUUAUUUCAUGUGAUCCGACAAAGUCGUACAGUAUUGUUAUCAAUGACUUUUAUUCGUUAAUCAUUUAUAGCAGUUAUAUUGUAUUUAUUAUUAAAAAAUACAAAUUGCUUUUUAAUUAUGA
Molecule: messenger RNA, 2569 nt
Organism: Pecten maximus
Lineage: Eukaryota; Metazoa; Mollusca; Bivalvia; Pectinida; Pectinidae
Product: lysosome membrane protein 2-like
Exons: 14
Coding region: 515-2029 (504 amino acids)
Cellular component (GO): cytoplasm; membrane
Molecular function (GO): scavenger receptor activity
Source: RefSeq, a predicted model, not a curated record